Molecule: messenger RNA, 738 nt
Organism: Peniophora sp. CBMAI 1063
Lineage: Eukaryota; Fungi; Basidiomycota; Agaricomycetes; Russulales; Peniophoraceae
Source: the annotation of a GenBank genome assembly
AUGCCCGCCGCCCAGAUGUUACCCGCCGAGCCAUUCCAAGCCUCGUCUACACCACUCGUGCAGGACGACCCGCAGUCUAAGGCGAUGGUUAUAGAUGGCCUUCCACCUCUGCCGCCUCUUGACGAGACGUUUCCUGCGACCCUGGCAGGAUGGCUCGAACGACGUCAAGAGGAAGACGAGCGAUGCCGUGUGGAGAACGAGCGUCGUCUGGAGGAAGACAAAGAGCGCGAAGAGCAGCUUGAGCGGCAAGGUAUCGAGUUCGAGCGACGACAUGUCGAGUUGGAGCAACAACAUAUCGAGAUGGAGCGGCGUCGCGUCGAGGAUGAGCGGCGUCGCGUCGAGGAUGAGCGACGACGCAUCGAGGUCGAGCAACGCUUGCAAUUCGAGCUCCGCCGAAUGGAAGACGAACGACACCGCGGGGAACAUCGACAACGCCAAGUAGAGGACAUGCUCGUCAGCAUGUGCCUCGACGCUUUGGUACAACAGGAUGCGUAUUUGCAGGAAGAGCUGAGGGCCUCACGUCUUGAGACGGAAGACGAGCGUAGAGCUCAUGCAGCCACAACGGAGCAGCGUGACGUGUUGCUCAGAGAGUUCCUCGCUCUAGUUAGAGAGCGCGACGAGAUCAUAGAGGAGCGGGACCUGGCGCGCGACGAGCGGGAUCGCGUCCGCGAUGAGAUCAGGCGUCUGCGUCAACAUGAAGUUGCACCGUCCUCAAGUGUUGGACAGAACUCGACGUGA